CAGAAGAAUAUGCAAAAAAAAUCCAAAACAGACAUGUCUGCACAGUUGUUGCUGAAUAUAUGAAAGUGGUUGUGCAAGGUAAUUAGGAAAAUAGUUUACUUAACCUUUCUCUCCUUACUGUAAUGAGUGUCCUAGAGCUAUAGGUUAUAUGCUAUCCUCAUACAAAAGCAAUGUUUAUUUAGAACAUGAAUUAUUCCUUCUCAUUGAUUUGCAGCUAUCUCAGUUUUGGAGCCUUGAAUGAUUAAUUAAGGAGCCUUGCAAGAAUUUCAUCUGUUGAUUACAGCACGGCACUUUUUUUUAAGGCAAUGCGAUGGUGUAGGGACAAUCAGCAUAUUGAGCUCAUCAGUUUGUCUUCACGGUCUAUUGCAAGAAGUGCUUUGAUGGACAAGCCUUUCAUCCUCGCGCAGUUGUGACUGCAUAAAGAAGUCGCCACUUCCUGAUAGGCCAGUGAAAAGAAGGGUUGCAGCCAAUUAGAGUGGAUGAAAAAGUAUGAGAGUUUAGGUGGGGAAUAGGAGGCUGCUUUUGGAUUGGAACCGCAACUAAGCCCUCCUCGGAAAGUAGUCAUACUCACAUUGGAAGGUCAUUAAUUAAAAGGAACUUGAAUCUUAAUUUUACCUCCUUGGAAGAGAGAUCCUCACUUUUUGGAGGUACACAUAAAUGUCUUCAUGAAACUUUCUUGCAGAAAUAGAGGUAAGAUUUUAACAUGGCAAAGUUUAUUCUAGUUUAUUUGUCAAAUUCGAUUAUGAACGCAACACCUAUAUUUCAAUAAUAUUCCAACAACCCUAAACCGCAGAAAAGCUUAGUAAUUAAAAAUGAACUUAUCAGGUCUGUAAGAUGGUUGGGAGACAGACGCACCAGAUGGACAGCGGCAAUUGCUCGGUGACGGUGGUAGAUGACAGCCCAGGCUCCAGCCCGAGCUCCAGCCCGGACUCUCGCCGGACCGCCGCCGGGGUGCUCCAUGCUGGCGGUCUCGGGGGCGGACGAGGUCGGCCUGCGGCUGCCAAUGCUGCGCGGGAGAGGAGCCGCGUUCAAACCCUGCGCACCGCCUUCCUGGAGCUGCAGAGAACGUUGCCGUCGGUGCCGCCGGACACCAAGCUGUCCAAACUGGACGUGUUGAUACUGGCCACCACCUACAUUGCACAUUUGACUCGAACUCUGCAGGAGGAAGGCACCGAGGAGGGGGACAGCACAAAGCAAACAGAGGCGUUACGUUCACUCAAAGGUGAAGGCUACCUGCACCCAGUCAAGAAAUGGCCAAUGAGGUCCAGGUUGUAUGUUGGAGCAAGUGGUCAGUUCCUGAGCAAUUCCUCACAAUCAGAGAAUCAAGGCCCUUCAUCAUCAUCCACCUCCCAGUAAACUAUAUUCAUUUUGCAUGAGUGAUGCUACAGCUACACAUACCUUGUAAAUUUAAUAAAUUAUUGUGAUAUUUUUAUUUGUGUUACCCUCAAAUGUAAGUUUUUUUCUCUGUUUGACCUGCAAAGUGUGCAGCUCCAUACAUGACCCUGUAUGAGAGUUUGUGAUUCCACGGGCCAAUACUGAACUUGUCAUGCUUGAAAAGUGAGGCACUUUCAAUAGAAAACAUUUGCACUAAACAUGCAUGUGUGAAUAACUUAGCAUCUGUCAUGUGAAGUGCUCUGUCAGAGAUAACAAUAGGUGGCUCACCGUCUCAUGUUCCCUCUUUUUUUUUAUUUUUUUUUACAUGCAUGCUUGUACAAAAAAGUGUUGUGGAAAAAAAAACUGUGGUA
Molecule: messenger RNA, 1745 nt
Organism: Nerophis ophidion (straightnose pipefish)
Lineage: Eukaryota; Metazoa; Chordata; Actinopteri; Syngnathiformes; Syngnathidae
Product: transcription factor 24-like
Exons: 2
Coding region: 835-1356 (173 amino acids)
Biological process (GO): regulation of transcription by RNA polymerase II; developmental process
Molecular function (GO): DNA-binding transcription factor activity, RNA polymerase II-specific; protein dimerization activity; RNA polymerase II transcription regulatory region sequence-specific DNA binding
Source: RefSeq, a predicted model, not a curated record